Spirometra erinaceieuropaei is the source of this 737-nucleotide messenger RNA. The record is from the annotation of a GenBank genome assembly. Lineage: Eukaryota; Metazoa; Platyhelminthes; Cestoda; Diphyllobothriidea; Diphyllobothriidae.
AUGCCCACGCCGGCACAGACCAUACUGCAUGGAGAGGGGUGCUGGGUCCUCACGGUCUCCGCGGCUCCAACGACAAUGGCCUGCUGCUGCGCAGACCACCGCCUCGCCCUGAAGAACACGUUCUUCUGUCUGCCGGAGCGAGAGAAGGCCACCUGGAGGCAUCCUCGGUCGCGCCAGUGGCACCUGCUUGUCUAUGUCCUCGUCCGGAGGCGAGAUCAGCGUGAUGUGCUGGUGACGAAGGUGAUCGCGGGUGCUGGCGGGUGGACCGACCAUCGCCUCGUCAUCUCAAAGAUGCGUAUUCGCCUACAGCCUCGCAGGAGACCACAAGGUAAGCGACCCCAGGUAAGCUGAAUGUUGCUUUGUUGUCUUUGCCCACUCACCAUCUCCAUUUCAGCAAUGAGCUAGCUCAACGGCUAGACAACCUUCCUAUCGCUGCAGCUGCCGUCGCUGCCGAGAACGCCUCCGUGGAGAACCGCUGGUGUCAACUGCGAGACACGGCCCAGUCGACGGCACUCGCCGUCUUCGAUCGCGCUCCCCGUCAACACCCGGACUGGUUCGACGACAACGACGCCGCUAUCAGAAAUCUGCUUACUGAGAAGAACCGCCUACACAAAGCCUACGUAGAUCACCCCGCUGAUGCCGGCAAAGCUGCAUUCUACCGCAGUCGCCGCCAACUUCAGCAACGUCUGCGCGAGAUGCAGGACGCCUGGACUGUUCGCAAAGCUGAGGAGAUCUAA